AUGGCUCCAACAUCAACUGUAUCGCUCCCCAAUGGACAAGUUUUGACAGUUGGGCAAGUGUUUGGGGGCCUUUCUUUCAAGGCGAACGACCUGCAUACUCACCACAACGUGUUUCCUCCUGGUUGGACUAUCAUUAUCAACACCGAGGACGAUGAGGCCGAUCAUGCUCCUCAGAGGGGGCAGCAAGACGAUGUGCCGCAGCACACUCACAUCCACCGCUACAAACAGCCGAGCCUGCGCAACGACCACAUGUUCAUCUCCUCCAUCUCUAAUCCCUCGUCCCAGGAGUUUCGGGCACCCACGAGUCCCACACGGCAGAUCGCCAUGAUGCUGUGGGCCACCUUGUACUGGUACUUUCACCAGCAAGAGCCUAGCCCGCAGUUGGUUACAGCUGCUUCAAAAGACACCCCAGAUGCAGGCAAGCCCAAGGGCGAAUGGCGGAUCAAUAUCAAUCGAGAAGGGAUCUUCAAGAGCAAACAACUCCUGCCCAAGCUCGAGCGAAUGGGCUUGAUUGCUUCGGAAGACUCCAGCGUAGGAGCAAACCCUGACAAUGGUGUGACGGGGACCGUAGUAGAAGGGUGGGACAACAUGUUCGUCUCACGCCGCAGCUUCUGGCAGCUGGAUCCGCGGCUGUAUCUCUUUACCCUCACGCCAACUCCUAGUAGUGCCCCUUUUCCCACUCUCAGUCCAUCGGGAUCUCGGCCUGCCAGUCCGAAUCGCAGCAGCAUGCAUCCCGCCCGAUCAGAGGAAGAAAGGCAUGUACAGACGGUUGGGCAAUUUCGUUCCAGCACGCCUCCAGGUCCCUUCCAUUCUACAUCCCAUCUACCCACAUACUAUCCACCUGCACCCCUUCAAUACACUUUCACCAACAACGUCCGGCACCCAUUGCGACCAAAACCCGCGCGGCAAGGUGAGACGAUCUACAUGCGCUAUAUUCCCAGCUUGGAGCAAUAUCUCAGCUUCCGCGUUGCAUCUCUCAGCAAGCGUCCGGUUCCCUACAAUGGUCCGUUCUCGCAAGCCGAGGGAAGUCUAGCCUCUGCACGCGACAUUCUUCGCGGCAAUCAAGGAACCGACAGUUCUAGCAGCAGUGCGCAAGGCAGCGAAACAAUGCACAUGACAGACGUGGAACUAUUGCACAAAUGGAUGAACGACCCUCGUGUGGCGUACAGCUGGGGUGAGCAAGGCCCACAAUCUCAUCAGGAGGAAUUCCUCAAGCACGGUCUGACUGCCAAGCAUGCUAUUCCUGUGAUAGGAUGUUUCGACGGCAAGCCUUUUGGCUUCUUCGAAAUCUAUUGGGUCAAGGAGGAUCGACUGGGAGGUUAUCUAGGAGGCGACUGCGGCGAUUUCGAUCGCGGUAUCCACGUGCUUGUAGGCGAGCAAGAGUUCCGUGGUCCGCACCGCUUGAGAGCAUGGUUACAUGCUCUGGUGCAUUAUUGCUGGUUGGCGGACUCGAGGACGAAUGUGGUGAUGUUGGAGCCGAGAGUGGACAACGUCAAAUUACGAAAAUACUGCGAGGAAGCUGGAUUUUAUAAGGAGCGGGAGAUUUCCUUCCCACAUAAGCAGAGCAAUCUGAUGAAGAUUAAGAGGGAGGCUUGGGAGGCUCCCGCAAUAUGA
Messenger RNA from Ramularia collo-cygni, 1614 nucleotides. Its product is annotated as related to aerobactin biosynthesis protein iucB (epsilon-hydroxylysine:acetyl coenzyme A N epsilon-transacetylase). The coding region runs from base 1 to 1614 and encodes 537 amino acids. The transcript is spliced from 2 exons. The record is from RefSeq and is a predicted model, not a curated record. Gene Ontology annotation, biological process: siderophore biosynthetic process. Lineage: Eukaryota; Fungi; Ascomycota; Dothideomycetes; Mycosphaerellales; Mycosphaerellaceae.